Didymella exigua CBS 183.55 is the source of this 2397-nucleotide messenger RNA. RefSeq names its product DEAD-domain-containing protein. Gene Ontology annotation, molecular function: RNA helicase activity; nucleic acid binding; ATP binding. Lineage: Eukaryota; Fungi; Ascomycota; Dothideomycetes; Pleosporales; Didymellaceae. The transcript has 2 exons. The annotation marks the transcript as partial. The record is from RefSeq and is a predicted model, not a curated record.
AUGGCACCCAAAGACGAUGACUUCGUAUUCACAAUCGAUGACGAUGACGUUGUAUCAGACGAUGGCGGCGCCGAAGACCUACAGGAAGUCGCCAAACUCGCCGGCAAAGGCCAGAAGCGCAAAUAUACCGAGGAUCCGGAUUUGCACAUCCAGCCCAAGGGUGUAAGCUCCAAGAAAGCUAAGGGGGAGAAGAAGAAAGUCAAGAAGGGAAAACAGGCGACACCAGAGCCUGACGAAGAGGAGCUAGAAAUGAUCAAGCCUGGAGAGGAUGUCGAUGGGAAUGAUGAUAUCGCUUCGGAUUUUGAGUUUGCGGUCGGCGAUAUCGAUACAGGUGUUGUUGAGGACUUCGACGGCUGGGGUCUGAGCGCUGAGAAGCAGGAGGCUGCUGCGAGGACGACCAUGGCUGUGGAUGUGGACGAGAUCAUCGAGCGCAGGCGGAACAAGAAAGACAAUGCGGCUAAGCGCGCAAAGGAAGAUGCUGCUGAGUCUGAUGCGGAUGAAGGCGACUUUACAGGCUUUGGAGACGACGACGAGCUGUUGGCCGAAGAUGGGUUUGGCAUGGGCGCCGGGAGUGACAGCGAGGACGAAGUCGACGAACAAUCAGAGGACGAGGUCAGCGCCGCCGACGACAAUGAAGACAAGAAGAACGAGGCACACAACGAUGACGACAACUCGGACGCCUCCAGCGUUGCAUCAGAAGUACAACAUCCAGACGACGUACCAUCAGAAAACGAAGAUGAGGACGUGAGCGACAAGGAGGAUGCAGAGGAGGCAAAGAAGGCGGCAGCUUUCUUCGCUCCUGAAGAGAGCGUCCAGGUCAAGAAGGGCAAGAAGGGAGCCAAGCUCACAGGCUCUUUCCAAUCCAUGUCGCUAUCUCGGCCAAUUCUCCGUGGCCUGGCUGCUGUGGGCUUCACAGAGCCGACACCUAUCCAGUUGAAGACUAUUCCAAUCGCCGUUGCCGGUAGAGACCUGGUCGGAGGAGCUGAGACUGGUUCCGGUAAAACUGCCGCCUUCCUAAUCCCCAUUCUCGAGCGUCUCCUCUACCGACCGAAGAAGGUUCCCACAACGCGCGUCGCCAUUCUUAUGCCCACUCGUGAGUUGGCCGUCCAGUGUUAUAAUGUUGCAACGAAGAUUGCAUCAUUCACCGAUAUCACGUUUGCGCAAAUGGUCGGUGGUUUCUCCAUGCGUGAGCAGGAAGCUGUCCUGAAGACAAGGCCAGAUGUAGUCAUUGCCACACCUGGUCGUUUCAUCGACCACAUGACAAAUUCUGCGUCCUUCCAGGUCGAGCAUCUUGAAAUUCUUGUCCUCGAUGAGGCUGAUCGUAUGCUCGAAGAAGGAUUCGAAAGCCAGCUAAGCGAGAUUCUCACAACAAUCCCCAAAUCGCGACAGACUAUGUUGUUCUCUGCCACCAUGACCAGCUCAGUCGAUAAGUUGGUCCGCGUUGGUAUGGACAAGCCUGUGCGAUUGAUGGUCGAUGCCAAGAAGCAGACUGUCGCUGGUCUGACUCAGGAGUUCAUACGUCUGAGGUUAGGCAAGGAGGACAGGCGCCUGGCUUACCUCAUGUACCUCUGUGACAAGGUUUACACCGAGCGUGUCAUCAUCUUUUUUAGGCAGAAGAAGGAGGCGCACAGGGUCCGAGUUGUGUUCGCGCUUUGUGGCAAGAAGGCGAGCGAGCUGCACGGUAACAUGAGCCAGGAACAGCGUAUCCAAGCUGUUGAGGCUUUCCGUUCUGGAGCAUCAUCGUACCUCCUCGCCACCGAUGUCGCCUCCCGUGGUCUCGAUAUUAAGAAUGUCGCAACAGUCAUCAACUACGAAGCACCUCAAAGUCAUGAAAUCUACCUGCAUCGUGUCGGUCGUACCGCUCGUGCUGGUCGAAGUGGUCGCGCAUGUACGCUCGCCGCAGAGCCGGACCGCAAGGUCGUUAAGCAGGCAGUCAAGACAAGUCGCGACCAAGGCGCCAAGGUCGUCAGUCGACAAGUGCCCGCCGAGGAGGCGGACAGGUGGAUCAAGAAGAUCAAGGAUCUUGAAGAGGAGAUCGAGGACGUCCUCAAGGAAGAAAAGGAGGAGCGUGUUCUCAGCAUAACAGAGCGCGACCUUAAGCGUGGUGAGAACCUGAUUAUGCACGAAGAUGAGAUCAGGUCGCGACCAAAGCGCACAUGGUUCGAAACAGAGAAGGAGAAGGCAGCAGAGAGAGAGAAGGGCUCACAGGCACUCAAUAACCCUGCGGGGGGCUCGAUCAAGAAGAAGCAGAAGCUCAGUCACAAGGACAAGAAGAAGCUGGAGGCUAGGGACGACCGCACGGAAGGGAAGCAGUGGAAGAAGGGCAAGGCAGACCGAGGCAUGACGACAGCGAAGUCGAAGGAGAAGGCCGCGCACAUCAAGGCGAAGACAAAGAAG